AUUGUGUAACCUGGUUUCCUGGAAAGAACUAAAGUUGAAAACAAGACUAAUGUGAUUAAUCGAUUAUCUAAAGACUCGCUGACUAAUUUUCCUCUCAACCGGUUAAUCGAUCAUUGGUCACGGUUGUUGACCCUGAGGUGGCGCGAGCCGCGUCUCCUCGGCGGUGCUGGAGUUUCCGAGCGGCAGUGAACGCCUCCUCUCCUGUGGAACAACAACACGCGGACUCGGUCUCAGGUGAAGCCGCAGCGGAGGCACCAGGAAGCGGCUGCGACACCCAGGUACUGCCGGUGAGACCGUCCCUCCGCUGCCCGGUAACCCUGCUCCCUGCCCGGGCACCUGCCUCCGCUCCGUCCCCUCCACACAUGGUUCUCCUCCGGAACAUCUCCAUCGCCCUCACCGCCGCCGUGGCCGCGCUCGGGUCCGCGCUCUUCAUCGCGCUCAACUACUUCUACAGGAGGAAGAUAUGGUCUCAUCACAGGGACUAUACAGCCAUCACUGAGGAGGUGGAGGAGCGCGGGAAGCGUCAGGUCCUGGUCCUCGGUCUGGACGGAGCUGGGAAGAGCAGCAUGCUGCAGGGUUUGACCCCCGGGCCGCCGGCGGCUAAGAGAGGCCGCUGCCGGCCCACCCGCGGCUUCAACUUCAUGAGCCUCAAUGCCCCCGCCUGCCGGCUGGACUUCCUGGAGAUUGGCGGCAGGGAGGACCUGCGGCGGUACUGGUCCGAAUACCUGAGGAGGACUCACGUUCUGGUGUACGUGGUUGACUCGUCCGACCGGAAGCGCCUCCCACUGGCGAAGGCUGAACUGCACCGCCUCCUGAAGGUGGAGCCUCAGCUGCCCGUGGUCGUCCUGGGAAACAAACAGGAUAAGCCCGAUGCCAUCGAUGUGUCGGAGCUGCGUGAAGCUUUGUCUCUCGGCUCCGUGACCGAGGACAGGAAGCUGUUCCUCUUGGCCGCCCAGCUGGAUUCAGACGAAGCCCUGAGGAACUCCUGCUGGGGCCUGGACACCUUCCAGGACCUCCUGCUCCAGCUCGUCUAAUCUCGUCCCCCCCCCCUGCAGAGCAGAAGAGGAGGAGAUGGAGGGAUGGAAGCAAAGGGACGGUUUCAGGACAUCCUCCUCCUCCUCCUCCUCAUAUAAGCUCUAUUUUUUGAGGCAGAGGAGGAGGAAAUAAUGAAGGUUUCAGAAGCAGAGGAGGUGAAGAUGAAACUCCUCCUCCUUUUCCUCAAACUGCGUCAGCUCGUUUUCUCCCGACUCGUCAUCGUCACCGAGGAAGAGGAGGACGAGGGUUUAUUCUCAGACGUGUGACGCAGAACCACACGUUUCUUCUCCUGUAGGUGACUCAUAUGUUCAAUUUGUCUUAAUGUCAACAGGUUUAUUUCAGCCUCUAUAGAAAAGAUUGUAGACGCAGAAUAUGCAGAUUUGUCUUGGUUUCCUGUUUUCUGAAAGCUUGUCGUGUGCGAUCAGAGACGUCGGCAGAGCAGAACAGGCAACCGCUCGGGUUGCCAGGUUGGAGUUCCCCGGGGCCCGAAGCCGCAGCAGCUCAGUGAAUCAUCUGAUUCUACACGGAGGCUUUUCUGAGAUCUUGGGGAUUUAACUCCCUGAUAUGUUUCUUGCUUGUCAGGUUUCAACACUUCCAUGACUGUAACAUGUUCUCACAGCACAAUGUGUUUUUAAAUGUUUCCCCCACAGUUCUGUCCCAGAGCAGAACGUAGAAUCCAGUCACGUCUCUCAAUGUAUCAGUGGUUUGUAAAUCUUCUUGUACAGAUAAACUGGACUCAGAUUACUUCAGAUGUUUGUGAAUCUGUGAUGAACGGGAACAUUUAUUCCUUUUGAUGUCGUGUUGCAGGAAUGUUCUUUUCACACGGAGCUGAGUUUUCAGUGGAUCAGUUAUGUAAAGGAAACUGUUGCAUAUGAAUUCAUGCAUGUUUCUGUUCUCUUUUAAACGUGAAGCUGCAGUUUCCAUUAAAUUAA
This is a messenger RNA of Hippoglossus stenolepis (Pacific halibut), 1967 nucleotides long. RefSeq names its product ADP-ribosylation factor-like 10 (gene arl10). The record is from RefSeq and is a predicted model, not a curated record. The transcript is spliced from 4 exons. Lineage: Eukaryota; Metazoa; Chordata; Actinopteri; Pleuronectiformes; Pleuronectidae. Bases 363 to 1034 code for a protein of 223 amino acids. Gene Ontology annotation, molecular function: GTPase activity; GTP binding.